AUGAUCCACGAGCUGCUGCUGGCGCUGCGCGGCUACACCGGGGGCCUCUUCGUCGCCGUUGGAGGCGGCGGCAGCGUCUGCCUGCAGGUGGCGUCCCGCUCCGCCCCCUGGGGAAGAGGCGCCCCAGGCCGCCGCCGCCGCCUCCCACCCUAACCGGCUUCUCGUUGCCCUCCCCUCCCGCAGGUGCCUCAGGAGCCGGUGCUGCCGCCUUUCCUUCACCCGAGCGAGGCCGCCCUCCUGGCCCGCGUCUGCCGCCUCGGCGCCUUCUACAUUCGCUUCAGCGACUUCGUCGAGCAGUUCGCAGCCGAGCACGUCCAGCCGCCGCCCUCGCAAGGAGGCCCCUCGCAGGGCGGGCAGCAGCAGCAGCAGCCGCCGCCCCCCGGCGCCCCGUCAGCCCCUUCAGCAGCAGCAGCUCUGCCCGUGCAGCCGCAGGUGAGCGGUCCCCUGAGCAUGUGCAGAGGUAGGCAAGCGACGCCCCCACUUUUGCCCGCUUGCCUGUCCCUUCUCCGGCCGUCUAUGUGCAGUGACCCUCUGCGGAAGCGACUCGGCCCUUUCCCUCACAGGCUGUUUCUCACUGUCCGUUCUCAAGGCCCAAAACAGCCAGGACAUGAAGGGCUGCAGCCGGCCGCCUCCACAUCUCUCUCCCUCCUGCCCCUCAAUACCCAGAAGGGCCCCACAUCCCUGUCAAUGAGGUCCUCCGAGGUUUAUUUUUCCGUUGGCUUUCUUUUUUCAAUUGCUGGGCCUUGGGCUUGUUCAUUGUUUUGGCUGCUUUUAUGGAAGAAUGUUGUACUGUAAUACUGCUGUCAUUUUGAACAGUGAUGUUUGUGGAGCAGCUUUCUUGAAAAGCAAGGUGUGCAUUUAUUGAACAAGCCCUCCUCCCAACUGCACCUCCUGUGCAAGGGCUUUUGUGGCAGGAUGCAGUCCCAGAACAAUGGAGGGACAGGGGGGUUGCAUUGCCUUUGAGUCGCUUCCACUCAUGGCAAUAGAGGUGGUUCUGGAGCCUUAUUCAUGCCAGGAGAUUAACCAUUCCUUGAUCCACUUUCAGGAUCUGCACCCCUCCCAGCAAGGGAUUUAUCUGCGGGCUUUCUGCACUGGGCUUGAUGCUGUGCUGCAUCCAUACCGGCAGGCCCUGCUUGACUUGGAGCAGGAGGUAAGGAGGACACAGUGGGUUUCUGUAGUAAAUAUUGCAUGAUGCUCUGCCCAUCAAAUCCAACUGCAGCUUUUUGUCACUAAUAGUGGUUUGUUAAUCUGUAUUAAUGACUCCUUUUCACUAAGUCACCCCACAACUAGACAUUGUACAAGAAUAGAGCAUAAAUGACUACUUGCUUGCUUAGCAGAGAGAGCACCAAUCAGAUUGCAUCUGUUGAUGGUGUCCUUCAUAAUAAACAGAGACAAAAUCAUUAGCCAUGCAGACAAAAAUGCUGAUGAGCAUUAAAUUCCAGCACUAUGGCUGUGUAGCUCUGUAGCAGCUAAACCACAGAGGAGGUGUUGGCCCCUUGAAGCAAGAGAAGACAGGCUUCUCUUCUGGUAAGCAGCAGGGUCACGGCAUCUACCUGUUUGAGCCAGUUACAAAAUUGAAGCUCAGAGAGAAGAACUGGUUGCAGCUACCUUCUGAGCUUUGGGGGUGUGGCGGGGGGCACGGAAAGAGAGACAUGGCUAUAAAAGGACAGCAGGUCUAACACCAAGCUCUAAAAUGCCCCAGGGGAUCUGGUUACUGGCAGCCAGUCAGUUCCAGCCUAGUACUCUGGGUGUAAGUCAAGGUUCGGCAGCAGCCACAGACCCAAAAUGAGCCCAGAGUGAGUGCAGGGCUGGGGAAACUUAUUGACCAUGAUGCCCAAAGCACCAACUCAUGAGCUCCCAGGUGCACAGUACUGGAAGGCAAGAGCAGGGAAAGCACAAUUGAAGAGGAUGAAGGAAUCUCCCAAACAGGCAGCAACAUGGGGGGAGGAGGUUGGGGGAAGAGCAGGCAGGGAGCAGAAGGAGGUGGUGAGAAAAGGCUAGUUGAGAGAAUGGGCAAGAGGAGCUUAAUGCAAUAUUGAAAGCUGAGGCUGGAGGAGGCUCCCUUCUUCGCAGAAGCAGGGGCUAAGGCUGGAGGUGGUUCCAGACCCAGCAGGUGCUUACCUGACAAGCCAACCUGCACCAAGUUUCUGUAUUUUCCCUGACUUCGGGCAUAGGGCUCCACAGCCAAAGAUUGUCUGUGCCUCAAAGCAGCACUUACCAAUUUGUAAUUUAAAAGCAGCAGGCCAGUGUAGGCAACAAAUAUACUGAAUAAACCUGCUUUGUUAUCCCACUGCUUUGACCUAAAAGGUCUGGACACGGACAGUUCUUGACAUGCCAGCCAGUGUCAUGCAUUGCUAAUACCACCCAUGUAUGUUGGAUCUCUGUAGGAAACAGUGCCAUCCGCAUAACUGCUAUAUUCAAAAAGCUCCAGGGAGUGCUCCUUCCCUGCUUGAUCAACUUAGGAGUUGCAAAACAACAAGUCAAAACAAAGUCUUACUCCAGUCUCUUACCCCCACCUUUCAUUUUUUGCAGUUUCUGGCCGAUCCUCACCUUACCAUCUCGCAUGUCAAUUAUUCGCUGGAUCAAGUGAGUUCUCCCUGCCCAUACCUCCAUUCUGUUAGAGGAGCUCCCUUCUCUGGAUUGUGCCUUCUCUUCAUGGUUGCCUGCUGAAAAGAGGCUUGCCUAUAUGAGUGAGCUGUAUUAGUUCACACUGUCUUGAAUAAGGUCUGGAGGUCUGUUUUGAAGGGCAGGACCUCAACUGCUCUUGCUCUUGUCUGGCUGAGCCCUGGAGCUCUAGCACAAGGGAUGAAGCUCCACGGCCACUUUCCUGUCUCCGAUCCUUUUCCUGCAGUGGAAUAAAUAAAAAAUCUGAGGCAGGAGGAAGCCUUGACACAACCUCCAUAAAGGCAAGGAAUCUCUUCCUUCCCUCAGUCAGAUUCAUUGGCUAUCCCAGUCUCUGUAAGGGCCCUCCUGCCCCAAAGGACAUCCUGUGAACUGCCAGUGUGAGCAAUGGGCGAGUACUUUCUUGAGUCUCUCAGAGAGAGGCUCUUGGGACACAGGAAGCUUGGAAAGAGAGAUACAAGGUUUAUCAUCCUGAGUGGCUAGAAUAUGAGAAUGGAGGGUCUUAUACAAGAGCUCUGGCUCCAUCUGAGGGGCCACUUACCAGCUUUCCCCCAGAGCACCUUUAUUCACCUGCUUAAGGGACUAGUCAGUUUGGAGAGGCCGGAUCCUGACGGGGGACUCAGUCUCUCUUCCCACCAAAGAGAAAGGAGAGCUGCCUAGGGAUGAUUAUGCAUCACUCUUAACUCCUGUUGGCUGCCUUCCACUGAAAAUUAUUCUACAUUGCAGGCUGCACUGAAGGAAGACAAGGGGGUUAAUCAGACCACAUUCUUGUGGGGCAGGGGGCUGCCUAGGCAAGCUCAGUUUUUGCUAGAGUACCCAUCCUAUGAGCAAAGGGCCUCCUCAUGAAAGGUAACAUUAGUUUAGGCAGAUGCCCAUUUUCAGUGAUAAUAGCAAAUUCUGGACCCAGCCCAGGUGGCGGCAGCAGCAUCAGAGCUUUUCACAAGGAAACAUUGUAGACACGCAGAGAAACUAGGAGGCUGCAAUCCACAUGCCUCUUCCAACUGGUUCAUUAAGGUGGCACAUCUUUUGUGCAGUAUUUAAUAUGUACUUUGGGUCUGACGGGAAGCUUAGUCUUCCGAACUGCAUUUAUAGCCUGCAUUGAUGUUGAUCCUUGUUAGUUAUUGCAUCCUUGCCUGAUGUUCAGUAGGCAACAUGGAAGGCCUUUCCUUUCCCGUUUCGAGAAAAAGGCUUGCACAGGCAUUAUCUUAAGGAACAUAAUCCUGAUCAUGUGGAAAGUUUGCAAAAACCUAAAGUGUGGUGCAAGUAAUUGUGUGUGGUUUAGGAAACAUACUGUGGCAGAGUGAAUCUCUGUGAGUAGAAUCUUGGCAGCCAGUUCCAAUUUCUGAUGUCCUAAGCAAGAGAAAUCUGACACUUUUAUCCUAUCUUUAUCCUACACAGUAGGUACAGUGUCUGCACCUUAAAAGGGGGCAAAUAACAUUCCUUGAAGAAUUAAUGAAGUUAGGGAGGUAAUCUUAGUAGAUGUCUACUUAUUUAGGUAGACUAUCGGGGGGGAGCCCCAACUGCAGGGGUGGGGUGGGGGACAAAGCAUGAAGGCCACACACAAAUGAAGCCGCUGUGCAAGAAGGAAGAUACUUCCAUUUUGCUGUGUGACACUGAAAUUAGGGAAGGCUCUUUCCCAUGCAGGCUGUUCUGUAUAGCCUUCCCUAUUGGAGUGAGUGGGGGGAGCAGUUCAUAGGAGGAUUCCCAACCCACAUUAGAAAAAGAUCUUGUCUGUCACAUUAAGUACAACACUCUGUUCUCUUUUUUCCCCAUCCUUGUCUCAAACUAGCAAAUCAUUCCUCACCAUCUGAUUCUUGUUUUGCAGUUCCAGCUUCUUUUCCCCUCACUGAUGACUGUGGUGGAGCAAAUAAAGACCCAGAAGGUACAGUUGAGAAUCCUGAUCUCCCUUGGUGGUGGCCCUCUUUUUAUAGGCACCUGCCUGGCUUGAUUUAAAAAGAGAGGGCAAAUCUUGUGUGUAACUGAGAUGGUGCUGAUUUCUCUCACCUCAGUGGAGGUGAAAAAUGGGAAGUAGGAGUUCUGAUACCAUCAUCUGCAGAAAAGUAGAGCAGGGAGCUGGAAAUGCUGCCUGCAUGUGGAUGAGGAGCUUAAGAUGGGCUCCUCUUCCUCCAUCCAGGCCAGCUGGUCUCUGGAUCUUUCAGAAUCCAGCUGCCAGCCAGUGUUGUAGGAACAUGUGGUAACAUCAGCUCUUGCAAGGGAUCUGCUUUUCAUUUGCAGAUUCAUGGCUGUCAAAUCCUGGAGGUGGUUCACAGACACAGCCGAGGUGGCCUGCCACCCGUGCGCCGUGCUUUGGAAAAGUAAGAAACUCUCCUGGGUGGGGCCAGCCCAAGCGCUAAGGAGGAAUGCCAGGUUAUGGGUCCCAGGAACCUGCCCCCUGAACAAGUUAAUGUUCCUGAAGUCCCACUGUCGCCUUGGAUGGUUGGAUGUUCCAUUGUGGCUGCAGCCUGGUCAAGCCCCCUUCCCUCUGCUGCUGUGCCUCCCUCCAGGGUCUUGGCCAUGUGCCAUGCUGCCAUGUACAAGCAGCUCUCUGCCUGGAUGCUGCAUGGGCUGCUCCUGGACCAACAUGAGGAGUUCUUCAUCAAGCAAGGCCCUUCCUCGGGGUCUGUCCCUGCCCAGCCCGAAGAGGAGGAGGAGGACCUGGGGAUCGGAGGGCUGACGGGGAAACAGCUGCGAGAGCUGCAGGACAUGGUGAGGUUUGGGUGCUAGAUACAAAGGAAGCUGAAUCCGCCUCCCAAUCCCUCUAGCUCUGCAUUGUCCACACUGCCUAGCAGCCCCUUCCUAGGGCUUCACAGGCUUCUGCCAGUCCCACAUGGAGAUAUUGUUGUGGGGUUGGACAUGCAAGGCUGCUUGCAUGCAAAGCAGAUGCUCAGCCACCGAGCCAGGUGCUCUCUUGCCUCGUGAAACCUGCUUAGCCCCCUCCAGUCAUCUUUUUGUAGUUGGAGCUAGAACUUUCUGUUUUGAUAGCUCAAGUAUUCUUUUCUGACUCUUUAGCCAUUGUUUCAUGGAUCAAGAAUCCUGCUCUGCUCCCCACUGACACAGAUUGGUGGUUCCAACUAAGUCUUAACACACACCUACCCUUUGAUGGACAGUCCUCAGGAUUGGGGGUGGGGCUUUCUAUUUGGAGCCCCCACGUUUGUGCGUGGGGUUCUUUGACUUUCCCCCAUUUUCACCUCUCCUUCCAACAGCGGCUGAUUGAAGAGGAGAACAUGUUGGCACCCUCCCCAAAGCAGUUCUCUCUGCGGAUUGAAAUGCUGCCAUCCUACAUCCCUGUGCGAGUUGCUGAGAAGAUCCUUUUUGUGGGAGAGUCUGUCCAGAUGUUUGAGAGUCAAAAUGUGAGCCUUACCAAAAAAGGUAGGAAACACUUUGACUCAUUUCAUUCUGCAUGGGGGCAGCAAGGAUUGAAAGCUGUAGGGUGGUUGUUUCUUGGCUGUCCAUUCAUAAGGGCACCCUGGGACAUAGCAGGGAAGUGCUGGGAUGCCUCACCAGAGGUCUGCGCAAGAUGGAAUGGACCCUCCCUGUAAAGCACUCAAGCCACCCCUCCCCCUUGCUCUGCCACUCUUUCCUUGGGGUAGAGUAUGGUGGCUCCAUAAAGGUAAAGGUAAAGGACCCCUGACAGUUAAGUCCAGUUGCGAAUGGCUCUGGGGCUACGGCGCUCAUUUUGCUUUACUGGCCGAGGGAGACGGCGUUUGUCCACAGACAGGUUUUCCAGGUCAUGUGGCCAACAUGAAAAAGCCGCUUCUGGCGAAGCCAGAGCAGCGCACGGAAACACCAUUUAGCUUCCUGCCGGAGCAGUACCUAUUUAUCUACAGUGGUGCCCCGCAAGACGAAUGCCUCGCAAGACGGAAAACUCGCUAGACGAAAGGGUUUUCCGUUUUUUGAGCUGCUUCGCAAGAUGAAUUUCCCUAUGGGCUUGCUUCGCAAGACGAAAACGUCUUGCAAGUUUGUUUCCUUUUUCUUAACACCGUUAAUACAGUUGCGACUUGACUUCGAGGAGCAACUCAUAGAACGCAGUGUACAUAGUAGCCUUUUUUGAGGUUUUUAAAGACUUUGGUGAUUUUUGAAGCUUUUCCAAAACUUCUUUUGCAGCCAUUUGGUAAGUUAAGCUUUUAAAACUUUUUGGGGGGGUUUUGGAUUUUGGGUUGGGGUGUUUGGAAUUCAAGGACUUGGUGUUGGGGAGGGGUUUGCAAGAAUCUAGAAGCUUGUGGUUUUUUUCUGCAUUUUUAUGAUUUUCUGUGACCAUUGGGCCACUCUGCUGUUUUUUAAAAAAAUUCUGGAUUUGAAUUUCUGUGUGCUGGGUGGCUGGGGGAACAGUUGGGGAGGGGUUACAAGAAUCUGGAAGCUUGUUUUUUUCCCUGCAUUUUUAUGAUUUUCUGUGACCAUUGGGCAACUCUGCUGUUUGAAAAUUCUGGGUUUGAAUUUUGAAAUGCUCUUUACAGUAUGUGUGACUUUAAAGAGCACUUAAUAAACUCUUGUUGUACCAAAUUUGGCUUUGUUUGGACUUUUUUUGACCAUAGGAACGCAUUAAUUGAUUUUCAAUGCAUUCCUAUGGGAAACCGUGCUUCGCAAGACGAAAAAUUCGCUAGACGAAAAAAUUCGCGGAACGAAUUAAUUUCGUCUUGCGAGGCACCACUGUACUUGCACUUUGAUGUGCUUUUGAACUACUAGGUUGGCAGGAGCUGGGACCGAGCAAUGGGAGCUUACCCCGUUGCGGGGAUUCAAACCGCUGACCUUCCAAUUGGCAAGCCCUAGGCUCAGUAGUUUAGACCACAAUGCCACCCAUGUCCCUACUAUGGUGGCUCCAUAGCUUUUGGUAAAAAGAAAAGAAAAAGUGAGGCCCUGUUGCUGUUUUGCCUCACCAAUACAGCCCCCAAGGAGGUGCCUUUAGUGUUUACAUUGAAUUAAAAUUUCUUCUGCCUGCUGGGUCUAGCUCUCAGGCUGCUUUCUGAUGGCUGCUGUGUGUGUGUGUGUGUGUGUGUGUGUGUGUGUGUGUGUAGGACCUGCUUCCUCCUAGCUCUGGUAUUUGUACUUAAUAUAGAACGACUGGGAAGCACUGAAAAUAUUUUGGAGCUACAGUGCCCUCCUCUCAGGAAGGCCACUUUGGAACAGCAAGAGGUUUUCUGACUUAAUACCAGCCAGCUGUUUCCAGGAGAAAACAAAGGCAGACCAUCCUCAGCCCACCUCCAUUGUCUGCUUUGUUACCAGUUUCCCAAAUUGUAGUUGCAUCCGCUGCCAUCAGAUGCACUGCAGAGUCCUCAGUGGGCUGGAGUGAAGCUGUUUUCCAUUUCCAUCUGUUUAAAAUAUUUGAAGCAUCUUGGUCGUCUACUAUAUAAGCUUGGGUUGUUGGCAUCUGUCAGCCACAAAGCAAAAAGGAGAACAGGCUCUGGUGCUCACAGAUGCAAAACUUCAUUGAAGCUCAGUGUGUUUCAGGAGCUUGAAAGGCUUCAAAUUCUUACAAUUCAAACACUCUCCAGUCUUAAAUUCUGACCUAUUCAAGAACUCGCUUGAAAAACUGGGAGAGCAAUUCCCCCUUUUCCUCUCCUCCACUUUUCCAAGCUGGAUCUUGAUGCAGCCUUGAACAGCCUUUGUCCUCUGCAAAGCUCUGCUGAUGGAGGCCAUGACUGGCAUCUUGCGUCCAGAUUAGGCCACUCUUCCUUGCCUUCCGUUGCCUCACAGGCUCCAUCCUGAAGAACCAGGAGGACACCUUUGCGGCUGAGCUGCAUCGCCUCAAACAGCAGCCUCUCUUCAACCUGGUGGACUUUGAGACAGUGGUGGACUGGAUACGGAGCACUGUGGCGGAGGUCAGCCGUAGCUCUAGAGUUGCAUGUGCUAAGUUCUUUGUGCGGUAGCAGCAGGGAGCCGUUUGCAAACCCCUCGGCCAGAGCUUGCUGGAAAACCUUUUUCAGGCUGAGGGCCACAUUCCUUCUUGGGAUUACAUGCUGGGAAGGUGGCAGGGAUGGAGUCAGAAGCGCCAGGCCAGGCCAGAGCAACCCCAUCACCACCAGCGGCAUCCAUUCAGUGAAUUCUCUCCCCUCUCAAGAAAGCCUAUGUUAAAAGCUCCCAUUAGCAACAAUAAAAGCUUUAAUAAAGCCUAAUCUCUGUGGGGGAGAUUUGAUUUUAAUGGCAGAUCAAUGCAUAGAGCGAGGUGAUAUUAGUCCUCUCCCCUGCUUUUCAAAAGUCUAAUUGGUGCGGGGGGAGGGGGGACAGGUGGGGAUCCAGAAUUAACAUUUGUCUCUUGCUAAUGCACCCUGCACAAUAAUUAAACUUUUUAAAAGCCUCAACUGUUACAAUAUCCCAUAGACCAGCUGUUUGUCAGUCCUGCCAUAUAGAGCAUGGAGAGCCUGCCCAGCAAGGGGCAAGUAGUCUCUGUCACUCAAAGCAAACAGAUCAAGUCCUGGCUGCAGUGGGGUGGAAGGUCCCAGCAGCAGCUCGGAGCUGCUGCUGCUGGGGAUCCCUGGUUCUUGAUGCUGAUGGACUGUUUUCUCUCCCUUAGCACUUAUGGAAGCUCAUGGUGGAAGAAUCGGAUUUAAUAGGACAACUGAAGGUACAUGCAAACCUCCAUACGGCGCUUCCAAAGCUGUUCCUUUCUCUUUGUGCAGGAGGAGACUCACUCCUGCCAGUGGAGUGUUGCUUGCAGGGGUCCAUGGGUUCUGUAUCCUGAUGCAUUUAGUCAUUCUCUCCUCCUUUCUAGAUUAUUAAAGAUUUUUAUCUCUUGGGGAGAGGAGAACUGUUUCAGGCCUUCAUUGACACCGCACAGCAGAUGCUGAAGACACCUCCCACUGCAGUGACAGAACAUGGUGAGUUUCAUGGGCUCUGGCUUCUCCAUUAGGCUGAGAUGAUAUGAUUGGUGGAUCAGACCAACGACUCUCUACUCAGAUACUUCCCUGCUUCCCAAGCCUUUCUACCAAGACUCUUGGCCCCUGCAUAGGCACAGUUUGGCUCUGUAAGCUGUUGUGGCACAAACUCUGAAAAGGCCAUGGGGGGUGGGAGAGUGGAAGCAGGUGACUGUGCCUUCCUUGCUCACUGUGCACUCAUCUGGAGUAAGUCGUUCUGGUCUGGCUCUCUUCCUCAGAUGUGAAUGUGGCCUUCCAGCAGUCUGCCCACAAAGUGCUGCUUGACGAUGACAACCUCCUUCCUCUUCUUCACCUGACCAUCCACUAUUAUGGAAAGGAGCACCGAGGUGGGUGCUGCUGCCAGGGAGCCAAGCAGUCCUGAACAGGGCAGGUUUCGGCCCUACCACAACUACAAGCACAAAGCCAAUUUGGUUCCGUAGAGGCAGAAUGGCAGCCCUAGGUCUGGGAAGCUGGGAGUUCAAAGCCCAAGGCCAGUCUUGUCAAUCCCCUGGGUGGCCUGGAGCAAGUCUCUCACCUGCAUUAGCUGCCCAUUGAUAAAAUGAGGAGGGUGGCAGGGAAGGAGGGUGGGGUCCAGCAAGGGUUGCUGCCGUUUUGUUGCCCACCUGCCUCCUGGCUUCCUUUUCAGAUGCCGCUCAAGCUCGAGAUACGCCUUCUCGGGAACUGUCUCCUCAUGAAUCCCCUGCAUCAGGCUGGGCUGCUCUGGGGCUCUCCUACAGGGUGCAGUGGCCCCUGCAUAUCCUCUUUACUCCUGCCGUCCUGGAAAAGUGAGGGCUGCUUUAUCCCUGUUUCUGUUUCCAGGUGGAUUCUGUGGCAUUUUGGUGUCAAAGGUUGAUGGUAGCAGAGCACAUUUUUCCUGGGUGGGAGGAGGAGAUGCUGGCCUGGUCUGAGCUCCUGGUCUACUUGCCCAGAGACCUGACCCAGCUAUCUUUUGCUUGCCUUCCUCUUGGCUUGCAGGUACAAUGUGGUCUUCAAGUACCUGCUAAGUGUGCGUCGAGUCCAGGCUGAGCUGCAGCACUGCUGGGCUCUACAGAUGUGGUGCAAGCGCCUGGAAUCCAACAGGACAGAUGCCAUCAAGUGGCAACUGCGCCAUCACAUGACUUUCCUUGUAGACAAUCUGCAGUACUACCUGCAGGUGAGCAGCAACACAGGUCUCAGGGGCUGAGGCUUUGGUGCUGCUCCUCCAAGGGAUAUGCAUCAGUCAGUUCUCCCAGCAAUACCCUAAAUCUCCCACCAAAAAUUGAUGGUUGGAAAUGACUGAAAACAGCAGGCAGUAUAUUCUCCCUCACUUUUCCUUAUCCUCAGGUGGAUGUUCUGGAGUCUCAGUUCUCCCAACUUCUGCAGCAGAUCAACUCCACCCGUGACUUUGAGAGCAUUCGACUGGCACACGAUCACUUCUUGAGCAAUCUCCUAGCACAGUCCUUCAUUCUGCUGAAACCAGUGAGUGAUUCCCAUAGUCUGUUUGCCUUGUGUCCCCAGGAGAAGAACUGGUCCUGUUCGAACAGUCCAAAUGCCCAUCCAGUGCAGCACUCCUAGCUCACUUCAAUACAAACAUGGCAAGAAGGAACUAAAGCAAAAGCCAGACCCUUGUGAGCAUGGCUGUGUUGCUUGGCCAUGAGCACAACCAAAGCCCUUACCUGCUAAAGUGAAUAAUGAAGUACAGGUCUGUAUAGAAAAGCAGGAUAGAAAAUAAAUGAACUGCAACUGUGUCAGUUUGCCUUCAUCAUGUGUUUUUUGGGGGGAGUGUCUUCCUGGUGACUUGGUAGCAUUUGGCAAUCUGGAGAAGCCUGUCAAAGUCCUUCCCCAGAGCACCAGGCAAGUAGGUAUGUUCAUUGGUCUUGGAAACUCAUGUUUAGAGCAGCUUAUGAUGCUUGAACAGAAAUUUCAGGCUUUGGUAGCUGCUGUGCAGUGUAUGAAGAUUUUUGUUUUGUUUUGUUUGAUUGCAUCAGCUCCAUUAGACCUUAAGAAUUGCUCUACUAAGCAAGAAGUGAAAUGGUUUGAGUAAACCAGUCCAAAUAAUCCUGCGGAAUCUGGUCAUUAUCUCAGGCUGCGGAAGGGCAAGACGAGAAGCAUCUGUUCUGGUGAGGCCCUCCUGGGCCUUCAUCUCCUUUCUGCUCUUUGGUUUUGCAGGCUUUCCACUGUCUGAAUGAAAUACUGGAUCUAUGCCAUAGCUUCUGCUCACUUGUCAGCCAGAACCGGGGACCAUUGGAUGAGCGGGGGACGGCCCAGCUGAGCAUCCUGGCCAAGGUGGGCCUUGCACUUUUCUACCUGAAAAACAUCGCCCAAAGCUUUUGGGGCAUCUCUCCUGUGGAUGCUGUUGGAAACUCAGAGCAGGCAGCUCUCUGAUGAAUUCAGCAUGGGGUGGGGGAGGGGAUAGGAACACAAGAAGUCUGGCCAUUGCUCUUCCAUGAAACUCAUCAGAAACAGCCUUGGUCAGGCCCUUGUGGCAUGCUGGCAGCAACAGCUGGGGCCUUUCCUCCUCCAGGACAGCAAUUCCCAAAGGGUGAGCGAUGAGGUGGGGCAGUUGCCUGGGAUGCUUUCUCCCCAUAUGGGUUCGAGUGGCCUUCAAGUCAUCUCUGUUCAGCCCUUUCUGCUAAGGCAGAGCCCUCAAUUUAUGGCUCAUGGGUGCCGUUUACCUUUGCAGGGCUUCAGCUGUCAGUCUUCACUCCUUUUCAAGAUCCUCUCCAGUGUUCACAAUCACCAGAUCAAUUCAGACUUAGCUCAGUUGCUGUUACGUCUUGACUACAACAAAUACUAUACCCAGGCUGGAGGCACCUUGGGCAGGUAGGUCUUGGCGAGUGCCAGGAAAUCACACAAGCCCCUUUAGUUAUAUUUGUGCUGGUGGUGGGAGGUGGGGGGCUCUGCCUGAAUGUGGACUCUUCUACAGCUAUCCUUAGCCUGGGUUUCCUUGCCUUCCAGGGCUUAAGGUUUUCCAAGGACUGGGAAUCUUUAAUUACACAGGCCUGUUACUAACCAGAAACGCACAAGGUCUUAAGCCUAUUUGAGAGCUGCUGGUGAGAGGGAUGUGAUUAGGCAUCAUCUAGACUUUCUGCUGUUUCUGUUUUGGGACCCAGAAGGUGGGAUAUAAAUGUAUUUAUAACCAGCUGUGUGCUAUGUUAAAAAAUGCAAUUCAAACUUUGCACACUGUGGUCUGUAAAUAAUAUGAAAUUGGUUGUGUGUGCAUCUCUAACAAGUAGUUUUGGCUACUGUGCCCAAUUUACACAACCCUUCUCCCUUCUGCAGCCACAGAGCCCUUCCUCUAAUUAACUGCCCCUUCUUUCUCUACAGUGUGGGAUUAGAAUAG
This is a messenger RNA of Podarcis lilfordi (Lilford's wall lizard), 12792 nucleotides long. The record is from the annotation of a GenBank genome assembly. Lineage: Eukaryota; Metazoa; Chordata; Lepidosauria; Squamata; Lacertidae.